This is a messenger RNA of Neoarius graeffei (lesser salmon catfish), 2475 nucleotides long. It is a transcript of the gene ppp1r3g, whose product is annotated as protein phosphatase 1 regulatory subunit 3G. Lineage: Eukaryota; Metazoa; Chordata; Actinopteri; Siluriformes; Ariidae. Gene Ontology annotation, cellular component: protein phosphatase type 1 complex. Gene Ontology annotation, biological process: regulation of glycogen biosynthetic process. The transcript has a single exon. The record is from RefSeq and is a predicted model, not a curated record. The coding region runs from base 23 to 748 and encodes 241 amino acids. Gene Ontology annotation, molecular function: glycogen binding; protein phosphatase 1 binding.
UCACUGAUUGUGACCGGUUGACAUGUCGCACUCGGUCCUCCAGCAGGCGUUCCAGAACGGACACGGGGUUGAUGAGGAUCCUGAUGAAUACGAGCCCGAGGAUAUUUACCUGCGGGACAGGCGGAGGGCCAAGUCUUUACCGGCCUACCCCGAGCAGGCCAACCUGUUCAGCUGUCUGUCUGCGCGCUGCAGGAAGCGGGUCAAGUUCGCCGACGCGCUCGGCUUGAGUCUGGCCAGUGUGAGGCACUUCAGCAUCACUGAGGACCCCCAGGUUCCCUCCGAGGUGCUGGCGGCGUUGCGCGCUCUCCCGGCCCAGCGCGAGCGCCAGCGCGAACCAUCCAGCGACGUGCGCACGAGUUUCACAGCGCCGGCUUUCGAGAUGCGGCUCGCACCGGAGGUCACGGAGGCGCGCGCGAAUCGCUGCAGGGUCGCUCUGGAGAGGGUCACCGUGUCCGGCUGGGCCGUGAGCGGGAUCAUACGCGCAAACGUCACCGAUAACGGCGAGGAAGAAGUCGGGGUGAGGUACACGUUCAACAGCUGGGCGUCCUACGCAGACGCGCCCGCAGUGCCCGUGUCUGGAACGCGCGCGCGCGACAGUCAGAGGUUCUCCUUCACUGUGCACACGCCUCCUGUCCUCGACCCGGACUCGAGCGUGGCCUUCGCCGUGUACAUGAGGAAUGACCGCGGGGAAUUCUGGGACAAUAACGAUGAGCAGAACUUCUGUGUACGGUGUGGUCGCAUGCUCUGAACCCCAGGAGUGACGUCACCUCACCUCACCUCACCUCACCUGACCUGACCUUUAAAAACCCAAUCAGCUAUUUUCACAGAUGAUGUGUUAGAAUACACCAAUAUGAAAGUAACUGAUUUACAUAUCAGCUUGGGCAUAGUGGAGUGCUUGUCUUGUCACAUGACUGCCAGUCGAGUCACAGCACUCUACAUGACCGUUCAAAAGUUUGGGGUCACCCAGACAAUUUUGUGUUUUCCAUGAAAAGUCACACUUUUAUUUACCACCAUAAGUUGUAAAAUGAAUAGAAAAUAUAGUCAAGACAUUUUUCUGGCCAUUUUGAGCAUUUCAUCGACCCCACAAAUGUGAUGCUCCAGAAACUCAAUCUGCUCAAAGGAAGGUCAGUUUUAUAGCUUCUCUAAAGAGCUCAACUGUUUUCAGCUGUGCUAACAUGAUUGUACAAGGGUUUUCUAAUCAUCCAUUAGCCUUCUGAGGCAAUGAGCAAACACAUUGUACCAUUAGAACACUGGAGUGAUAGUUGCUGGAAAUGGGCCUCUAUACACCUAUGGAGAUAUUGCACCAAAAACCAGACAUUUGCAGCUAGAAUAGUCAUUUACCACAUUAGCAAUGUAUAGAGUGGAUUUCUGAUUAGUUUAAAGUGAUCUUCAUUGAAAAGAACAGUGCUUUUCUUUCAAAAAUAAGGACAUUUCAAAGUGACCCCAAACUUUUGAACGGUAGUGUAUAUUUACUCACCUGUCGAAUCGAAUGCUGCAUUUGACCCAAACUGGUAACUCUGAAUUUCUGACCUCCAGCUAGAUAAAACCAAAGAAAAUCCUUAUUCCUGAUUCCGAAGGUCUUCUCAACAACAAGUGACGUCGAAUCAACAUGGCUGCUCAAACAGAAACGAAGAUGGUUUUGAUCCGUCUGUACCGAAUGAGGUCGAAUUGACAAAGUAUGAUCUAGGGAUGUUGACCUCUGCCGCUGAAGAGAUUCUGCUUCACGGAUCGAUCCGGGAGAAACAGUCACUGAUACAGACACAGCUGACGUUUGGAGAUGUCCUCAUGGACAAAUAUGAGUAUAUAUUCACAUUCAAGAGUGUGUUGUAGCUAUAUGAUUGGAUGAUGAUGAUGAUUUAAUUGACGAAGCUAAGUUAUCUAUCUAUAACUUCAAUGGGUGAUGAAGCAUUACAUCAUGUAGUUUAGACGACAUGACUUUAUGAAAGAAGAGAGAGAUUAUGUACAAUUACAUCACCCGUCAGGGUCAGAGUCUUAUGAAAAGAAGAAAGGCAUUACUGGUCAACAUAACCUUCAUUUAGCAGAGAGCAGAACGUGCGAGCGAAGAUAAAUCUCAAGGAUUUAACGAGCCAAAACAAGUAGCAAUCAGAACAGCCUGUACUAAUUCCAAGCAUACCAAAUCUCUGUCAUGUACUGUAUGUACAAGUCACUAAUUUAGAUCCAUCAGCCUACAGACAUAUUCUCCUGUUUAAUCUACAACACAGACCACACGUUUCACUGUUUUGAGGAUGUAAAUAUACAUCACUCAUUACAUUUAGCUGGCUGGAUUGUUGCGGCGUCAAUUAUUCUUUUCUCACUUUGCAACUCAUAAGUACAGAGGUCGAAAAAUGACAUAAUUCCAAUUCCUGACUUCCCACCUCAGAGUUAAUUAGAAAGCAGGAUAAUUGAUGUCGGAGCUUCACUGUUAAUUGAAUAUAACUGAUUAUUAUACAUACAGGACACUUUAUUGAUGGAAUA